Messenger RNA from Protopolystoma xenopodis, 702 nucleotides. NCBI's taxonomy places the organism in Eukaryota, Metazoa, Platyhelminthes, Monogenea, Polystomatidea, Polystomatidae. The record is from the annotation of a GenBank genome assembly.
AUGUAUUACGUCCACGGUCCUACUCUGGAAAUGAUGAUGCAUACAAUGGACUCCGUACUAGUGACUUGUAUUUCACCUGAUUGUUCGAGAAAUGGUGUCUGCAAGCUAGGCGUCUGCCGCUGUUUCACUGGCUGGCGGGGUAAUGCAUGUGAUCUACCCGUCACUGGAGCUCUCGAACAAAACAAGCGAUCACCCAACGACGGACAGCAUUCAUUAAAUCUUAGCAGCACGAAAGACGUUACUGAAGCCGAAACUGAUAAGGAAGACACAGAUUCGAUUUUGAUAUCAGAAUCAGUAAUACAACAAGCCAAAGCUGCUGCGCUGAUGUCAAAUGAUUUUGCGGAUGCUUCUUCGGACCAGAAACCCAGCGAAAACCAUUUGGAGCCUCUACAAUUUUCGCCAACUGAGUUUAAAACCACAUACUUAUCUGAUACUAGCGAAUUAAAGGCCUGUCGUCAAUUGAACUGUAUCCAUGGUCAAUGUCAACGAAGUCUACAGAAUCCAGAACAACCGCUGCAAAUUGGUAAAUCAGUGCAAUGUAACUGUCUUGCUGGGUGGACGGGUAAGCAAUGUGACAUGCGAACCUGCGAUCUACGAUGUUAUCAGCAUGGAAGUUGUCAGGAUGGCGUUUGUAUUUGCAAAACUGGAUGGAUUUCAUUCUGGAUUUUGUUAAUUCAUCCAAAUUUACUUGCUGGUGACUAG